CAACGCUUCCUCUCACUCAAAUUCUAUCUGUUUGAUCUCGGUUAUCCGGUAGCAUUUUUUGACCACUUGCAGUGUUCGUUAACCACCUGAACUAGCUAAUGUAGUUGGCAAAUACUGUACUAACUUGUUGUGGCUAGAUAGCUAUAAUGUAGCUAGUUCAUUUUAAUCGCUUUUUCCGGGUUCUAACGCUUCUCCGGGCAAGGAUAAAUCAAGUUUCUGGGCAUACAUUUCUGGAAACUGGCUCUGCCCGCCAUGCUGUCCCGUUUGAGUGCGAGUUCCUCCCCCAUCUCCCCUGUCCUGUUCCUGACAGUAGAUGGGGAAUCCAUGCGUUUCUUCCUUCGGCCCGGCCCAACCAAAGUUCAGCUGCAGCCCAUCAUCAAGGCAGGAGGAGGGUUUGUGUGCAGGGUACAGGAGCCUGGGACUAUCCUACUUGCUGACCCGGACGAGAUGGGGUCCAACCCGGGUUCAGCGGCCCACGGGUAUGUGUCCACUCAGUAUAUCCGAGACUGUGUGGAGAAGAACCAGCAGCUGGAGGUCGAGGAUUACCUCUUCAAGCCUGGCGACCUACAGGUGAACGUCCUGUCCGGGUCGGAGAGAAAAAGGGGAAGAACCAGUGGGCGCAUGAUGUACACCCCAGAGGAUGAUGCGGCCAUCCUGAAGUACGUCUCGGAGCACGAGGGUGAGGUGCGGGGGAACACUUUUUGGCGGGAAAUGGAGAAGAACGGUCUGACCAAUCACAGCUGGCAGUCCAUGAAGGACCGCUACAGGAAGUAUCUCAGAGACCGACAGCCCAAGAAUGCAGCUUCUGCCCUGGAGGAGAAACGAGGGAACUCGUCCGAGGAAGACGCCGGACCGCAGCCUUCCUCACCUCAGGGAGACAGUCCACUUUCGUCGGAUAUUACUCCUGUAGGAGCGGGGACAGAGGAGCGACCCGUGGAGUGUGCGACAGCAGCCUCACCCCAACCAGAGACUGAGCAAUCUUCGUCAGGUAAAGCGCCACCAGGCCCGGCCCAGCCUGACUGUACUAUGACUCAGUGGGUCCCAUCUAAAACAAAACACCGUCUGUCUCCGGACGGGGGAACACAACCCCAGCCGGUGUUUGAGGAGGCUGCCGUCCCCCCAUUCCCUAAAAGAGCCAGAUCAGACAGUGGAACGGUAAUGGUGGAGGUGGUCCUGGACAAACUGACCUACCAAUCACCAGGGGCUACAACCUCCAACGCAACAGAGGGGCAGGUGGGAAAGAAAAGGGCCAAGAAGCGAAAACUGGGCAUCCUUGAGAGGGCAGUGAGAGAAUUUGAGGGUUCGGAUGAGUCAGUUCAUGAUGAGGAUGAUGACGAAACUCCAGAUCUGGCUGAAAGCGUUGCUCCAUCCUCGGCAUCCCGUACAACACAACCAGGAUCCGGCCAGGAGACCCAGACGUCAGCCUCAGCCCCCCAGCCAGAGAACGGCUCCCCUAAGCCAAAGAAAUCGCACCGGUCCCCGGCCCAGGAGAAGCGCUCAGAGACACAGCCUGGGUACCAACCGCCUGAGGCCGGAGGUCCGGCAAAAAUUGCCAAGAGCAUCCCUGUCACGGAAGAACCUGCUGCCCCGUCAGCUUCUUCAGCACUGGGUAGUCCUGGCCCAAAUACUCUCCCCUCCACCUCCACAGCUCCUCACCUGUUCCUGUUUGAGCAUGAGUCUCAACAGGUGGAGGAAGAUGAGGCAUCCCAGCCUCUUACCCAGCUCCAGCUUGACCAGGCCAAGCAGCAUCUCCUCAGCCUGAUUAAGGACUCGAAACUGGGGCUUGUCGACAUCACCAAGGCCCUUCUGAAAAACAGUGGAGUCGUCUCUGCUGCUUUGCAAGACCCACUGAUUUUGCCCAAUCCAGUGGACGGGGCUUGGCAGGGCCCUCGAUGGGAACGUUGUGAUGACCGCCUGCUGCUUUCCGGUGACACUUCGGAACUGCAAAAGAAGUUUGGAGAAAGGGGGAUUGCCAGGAGGUUGGCUUUCCUUGACGCAGACUGACACUGCUGGUUCAUUUUGGCCCGUUGUUUUGUCACGUCGUGGGGUGGAUUUUGUAUAAUCUCUUUAUUUAAUCUCUUUGUAAUUAUAUGAUCUGUCUUCUUUAUGUUCAUUAGCUGCAAGGCAACACUCACAUUUGCACCUCUGGGCCAGCAUAACCCACAACAAGCCUCGAGUGGUUGAUUUGUACGUGACCAUUUGUCGUUUAAUUUCGUUGCUGUGACGUACUGGAUGCUGUGUAAUGUGUUAUGAAUAAGAGAUUGAAGUAUACUGCUUUUAACAGACUGACUGCCUGAACUUGAUCCACAACAGGUUCAUCCAUUUUUAACCAUUUAUCGUUCUUGCCUGUGGCAUGAACAGUUUUCCAAGACUGUGCUUCAUUAAUUUUGUGCCAAGUUUAAGAAAGCAUAUUUUAAAAUGUAUUUUUUUCACCUUUAAUAAUGUAUGAAUUGGAAUUAAAAUGUUCUUAUCUAGA
Messenger RNA from Esox lucius (northern pike), 2476 nucleotides. RefSeq names its product telomeric repeat binding factor 2, interacting protein (gene terf2ip). Gene Ontology annotation, molecular function: telomeric repeat DNA binding. Gene Ontology annotation, cellular component: shelterin complex. The record is from RefSeq and is a predicted model, not a curated record. Gene Ontology annotation, biological process: telomere maintenance via telomere lengthening; regulation of DNA-templated transcription. The coding region runs from base 253 to 2004 and encodes 583 amino acids. Lineage: Eukaryota; Metazoa; Chordata; Actinopteri; Esociformes; Esocidae. The transcript has 7 exons.